This is a messenger RNA of Helicoverpa armigera (cotton bollworm), 828 nucleotides long. RefSeq names its product N-alpha-acetyltransferase 38-B, NatC auxiliary subunit (gene Sbat). Gene Ontology annotation, molecular function: RNA binding. Gene Ontology annotation, cellular component: NatC complex. The record is from RefSeq and is a predicted model, not a curated record. The coding region runs from base 120 to 434 and encodes 104 amino acids. The transcript is spliced from 3 exons. NCBI's taxonomy places the organism in Eukaryota, Metazoa, Arthropoda, Insecta, Lepidoptera, Noctuidae.
AUGACAUUGACAAUGACAUUUCAAAAUUGUCAAAGAACAAAACAUUGGGUUCCAGUUGAGCUGAUUAUUUAUUUUUAAAUAAAAUAUUUAAAGAAGUACAGUACUAAAAUAAAUAAAACAUGAGUGAUACAACUUCUGAACAACCAAUAGACACUAUCAAGAAUGUUGAAGAUGGUAAAGCGAAGCUGAGGAAAUGGCUAAACAUGAACUUCAGAAUAGAGAUGACUGAUGGUAGGGUUCUAAUUGGAGUGUUCUUAUGCACAGAUAGAGAUGCCAAUGUGAUAUUAGGAGCUUGUUCCGAAUACCUCAAAAGUAGUGAUGGUGAAACAGAAGAACCAAGAGUACUUGGCCUCGUUAUGGUUCCUGGGCGUCACAUAGUCUCCAUUCAGUUAGACGACACUACACCACCACAAAUGUACUGUUAUGAUGAGUGAUUCCUCACCACCCUCCUUGGUUUUGUUAUCAAAUACCCCUUUCUGUUAAUAAGUCUCAUUAGUUUGACAUUGUACAUGAUAUUUAUACUGAAUACUGAUACUAAUUAAGUUAGAAAGAAAACAAUUUGUUUUAGUAAGAUAGGCAAUGAUUUAUUUAUGUAUUACACAGUGUUUAAGUUUUCAAUCAUUUGUCUAAGUACAUCUGGUUCGAAGUAAAUAUUUUUGGAAUUAUUUGCAAAAGGAUUGUAUUCAUCAAUGACUUGACUCGAUUGUACAUUGAAUAUUUCUGAUAAUUCUUCUAAAAGUUUCUUAACUAAUAUUUUGGACCCAAACAUUUUAUACAAAAAUUGGCUAUUUAAAAUAUUUCUUAAACAAAUAUAUGGUUGCACAACUA